Molossus molossus (Pallas's mastiff bat) is the source of this 2001-nucleotide messenger RNA. It is a transcript of the gene IER5, whose product is annotated as immediate early response 5. The record is from RefSeq and is a predicted model, not a curated record. The coding region runs from base 204 to 1115 and encodes 303 amino acids. Lineage: Eukaryota; Metazoa; Chordata; Mammalia; Chiroptera; Molossidae. The transcript is spliced from 2 exons.
GGAACUGGGUGUUUGUCCGUCGUGGGGGCGCGGUGGCCAGUGAGCGCGUCAUCGGAAUCGGUGCCUCUGGGUAGUCGUCAGGUACCGAGGGCCCACCCCUAGGGCACACUUGUUGAGGCGCCCGAUUCCUCUCCCCGCGGCCGAACGUUCCCGGGCUCAGCCCUCACCUCCGCGCCCGCGCGGGCCAAGGGGCGGCAGGCAGGAUGGAGUUCAAGCUGGAGGCGCACCGCAUCGUCAGCAUCUCGCUGGGCAAGAUCUACAACUCGCGGGUCCAGCGCGGCGGCAUCAAGCUGCACAAGAACCUGCUGGUCUCCCUGGUGCUGCGAAGCGCCCGCCAGGUCUACCUGAGCGACCCGUGCCCCGGUCUCUACCUCGCGGGCCCCUCCGGGACCCCGCUGCAGCUGCCCGGGGAGCCGGCGGCCGGGCCCUCCGCGGGCUGGGGAGAGCCGCCCCCGCCGGCCGCCCCCGCCGCCUGGCCGGACCCCGAGCCGCAGCCAGAACAGCCCGCGGUCCCAGACGCGCUGCGGGCGGGCGACGCUGAGUCCGCGGCUUCCGCGACCGCUUCCAGGGACACACUUCAGGCCGGAGAGGCGGCGGCCGGGGGCACGGGGGGCCAAGCCGGAGGCUCGGACGUCUUCCCCCAGGGGCCCCGAGAGGCUCGUCGCUACUGUGGCUGCCCUCCCGGGGGGGAGGACAAGCCGGGGGCGCCGGGCGCGUCUCCCCACGGUGACUGCUGCUGCGCCGAGGACGAGCCCCCCGCGCCGCCCCCCGUCUGCCCCCGGAAGCGCAGCGCGGCGGGGGUGGGCGGCUGUGGCCCCGCGGGCUGCCCGGCGCCCGGCUCGACCCCUCGGAAGAAGCCCCGCCGGGACUUGGAGGAGCAGCCCGGCAGGGCGGGGGAGGAGGAGGAGGAGAUGGAGACCGGGAACGUGGCAAACCUCAUUAGCAUCUUCGGCUCCAGCUUCUCGGGACUCUUACGGAAAAGCCCGGGGGGCGGCCGGGAGGAAGCCGAGGGAGAAGAGAGAGGUCCGGAAGCCGCCGAGCCCGGGCAGAUCUGCUGCGAUAAGCGGGUGCUGAGAGACAUGAACCCCUGGAGCACAGCCAUCGAGGCCUUCUGAACCCCCGUUCCCAGGCGGGCUGGAGGGUGAGCAGCGGGCGUCCGACGUGAGGGCUGGGCUUCUGGCCGCGAGGACGCCCCAGACCGCAGGCGCUGAGCGCGUCGGGAAGACUGGGUGCUGCGGGGCCCACGGACUGCCCUUGGCCUUGGCGGCCCUGCUGGGUUGGCCUCUCACUUGGGACCUCUCUUGAGACUGGGGAGCGUGAGGCUUAUCGGAAGAGGACGACCGUUAAUUUGUGUGUCUGUAUAUGUUUGUGUAUGUAAGUCUGUCUUGUGAAUUAAGACUGUUUUUGUCCUUCUGGAAUGCAGCGCCCCUUCCCCAGGGUUGAGGAGAUCGGGGGCAGACAGGGACUUUCCUCUAUCAGCAGCGCCGAGAAGGAAGCGGCUGCCAGGGCCGGGGAGUUCCCCAUUCGUCCUCGAGGCAGGAAGGGACUUUACACACGUCCCUCGCACGAAAGCUAGAGCCAUACCAAGGCCAGGCGUGGCGUUUCCUCGCAGGAUUUCAUAAGACCAGAGUGCUUUAGCCGGGAGCAGAGACUUGUAUUAUCUCCCUCCCUCCCCAUCGUUCUCACUGAAGAAACGUUUAAGCCCCGUGAUGACUCUGGGAGAGGGGGAUCCUGGCUGCCCUUGUCUUCCCCGCAGGGAAAGAAGCUUGAUGAACUUCACAGAAGAGUUCAGGCUUGGAAAUAAUGGAGUUUAUAGAGAAAAGAUUGAACCUGGGGAAAGGAACUAAUGAUACACAACUUGAACUGCCCCUUUGAAGUGACUGCGUUUGCUCUAAGGUACCUAAUGCAGUGAUAAUAACCUCUCCAUUCCUACCAUUCAUCACUGGAUUUGGGGGUGAGAAGUGAAAGAGAAUGGGCCAUUUAACAACUUCGGUAGAAUGC